UGUCGUCGACAAGACUUCGACGCAGAGUUAUCUUCGGCUUAAUGUCUGCACACACUAACGAGAGGGAAAGGAGUCAAAUAUGGCGGUCAUGGAAGUGGAACUCCCUUCAGGCUAUGUGGCGGACAUGGAGUCACUGCCCGGCGCUCCAGACAUUAAACGCGUUGACACUACAAAGGGAGACACUAAUGUUGUCAUAUAUUUCGAUAGAAUAACCCGAUCGAAGAUCUUUCUGACAGUCUGUGGCCAUCGAACCCAUCGUGUGGUCAACACUAAAGCCGUUCCCAUCGUUGUCUACGACUACUAUAAUCGGCGACAAAGCGCUCUAAAUGGGCUCGAGCAGCCCUCCAAUUAUGUAUCGCUGCCGGCGAUCACUAUUUGUACCGCAAAACACUUUUAUGACUGGAGAACAGAAUCAAGAAUUAUCUCCGAGUACUUCAAUGACCUCUCAAUUCGUGAACAAUUCACUGCUCUUCAAACACCGGACGAUAUAUUUGGCUACUGUUUGGUAAGUAAACCACAUUUGGUUACACAUUUAAACGACAGCAAACGGGAAGGGUAUGUGAAUUGUGCGGACAUAACGCCCAUACGGUCAGCGAUAAGCGAAAACUUUGAUUGUAUGACAUUAUUCUCGCAAUUGAACGGUGAAAGCGAUGACUACUAUGUCGUCGAAAAGAAGAGAUUUUGGAAGAGACGCCAUUUGAAAAUGACCAAGAUGAUCAAGAUUCCUGAAUUCCACCAGUAUAUGGUGUAUAUGAACGCAACUACAUUUGGCAAUGAUGUACACUUGCACCUACACCCCAGAAAUAGGGUCAUUACACAACCACAACAAUCGGAUCACAAACGAUAG
Oppiella nova is the source of this 847-nucleotide messenger RNA. The record is from the annotation of a GenBank genome assembly. Lineage: Eukaryota; Metazoa; Arthropoda; Arachnida; Sarcoptiformes; Oppiidae.